Messenger RNA from Oryza brachyantha (malo sina), 1662 nucleotides. RefSeq names its product putative cyclin-F3-2. The transcript is spliced from 8 exons. Lineage: Eukaryota; Viridiplantae; Streptophyta; Magnoliopsida; Poales; Poaceae. Gene Ontology annotation, molecular function: cyclin-dependent protein serine/threonine kinase regulator activity. Gene Ontology annotation, cellular component: cyclin-dependent protein kinase holoenzyme complex; cytoplasm; nucleus. The record is from RefSeq and is a predicted model, not a curated record. Gene Ontology annotation, biological process: mitotic cell cycle phase transition; regulation of cyclin-dependent protein serine/threonine kinase activity. Bases 201 to 1280 code for a protein of 359 amino acids.
AAACCAUAGCCUAAGCGCAACGCAAAGAGGGACGAAGGCGCGCAGGCAGCGGCAGCACGAGGGGGAGCCGCGGAGGCGGUGACAAUGGGGAGCAAGGCGAACGCCGCCGCGCCCGAGCGCGACGCCUAUAAAUAUGAAGGCCAGGGCCCCAUGAGCGCCCUGGCUCCCCCCACCGACCGUCUCGAUCCCCGUCGCCGCGGAUGACGAAGCCGGGGACGAGGUCGGUGGCCCGGUCCAUGGAGGCGGGGGCGGCGCGGAUCAACCCCGACGGCGCGGAGGGCACGUCGGGUUCGGCUGUCUCCAUCGCGCCGGACGUCUCCGAGGGUUCGCUGGAGCCGGGCGCUGCCGAAGUUUCCGGGGCGCCGGACGCCGGUGAAGUUUCGGAGGAGUCGGUCGCCGGUGAAGCUUCGGAGGAGUCGGACGCCGGUGAAGCUUCGGAGGAAGCGGCCAUGCCGUAUUUUCAGGAUAUCGAGCAGUACCUCCGGUAUCUCGAGGUUGAGGAAUCAAGGAGGCCAAUAAUUAGCUAUGGUCAGGAGAUAAAAGGAGACAUGCUGAGCAUUGGUAUGAGGGGGCGCAUAGUGAACUGGCUGGUGACUGCGUCUUAUGCGAUCGAACUUCUGGAUGAUACAGUUCAUCUUGCGGUUUCAUAUUUUGACCGCUUCCUUUCAAAAAGGGCCAUUAGCCAGGACAGGCUUCAACUUCUCUGCGUCACCGCAUUGUUUGUUGCUUCUAAGUAUGUUGAAAUUGACCAUCCUAAAGCAGCAACAUUCAGUGCCAUGACUAAAUACACUUACUCCAAGCAGCAGGUGGUGAAGAUGGAGGCGGACAUAUUGAUAUGUCUGAACUUUGAGAUGGGGACUCCCACUGUAAUAACUUUUGUACGGAUGUUCUUAACUUCUUGUUGUGAAGACAAUAGAUCAUUAAAUGCCAAAAAACUGAAGUCAAUGUGUAUCUAUCUUGCGGAACUAAGCUUAUUAGGUGAUUGCUCUAUAAAGUUUCGGCCAUCGGUUGUUGCUGCUGCCUGCCUGUUUGUAGCCAAGUUCACAAUCAACCCAAAGAUUCGUCCUUGGAGUUUGGCAGUUCAACGCAACACAGGCUACAAGGUCUCUGAUAUCAAAGGUUGCAUUGUUGACAUACAUAAUUUGCAAUCGGGAAGAAAGUUCGCCGUGACAGCCAUCAGAGACAAGUACAGGGUCGACAAGUUCCAGCGCGUGUCGACAAUUAUACCAAAAAAAAUCAAGGAGUCUUUCCUGAGGAAUAUCAAGUACGCGAACGGCUGAAGUGCUCUUGCAACACUUUGAAACCAGCAGCCUGCAGGUGGUGUGAAAAAUAGAAGGUCAGAGGAGCAUGUGUAUCUUCAGAUGCUCUUUUUGGUAGAUAGCCAGCAUCUCCGUUUCGUCGCAUUGACAGUAUCUGCAUUGGUAUUUCGGUAUCCUGUUCAUCUGAAGCGUUUCUGUACAGAGGUUUAGACUACGAUGGUACAUGAUAUAUAGUCAAUGCUAUUUCAUAUGUGAGUCUCCAGGAAUAUCCUAAUGCUUUUAACAUUAGCUCACCAUCUUUUGUUGAGAAUAUAUUGUGGAGUUGAGUAAUGACCGACGGGCUUAGCAAUAUUACACUUGUCAUCAGCAAGUAAAGUUGUCUGAAUAGCUUACCGUGAUAGUA